UUCGUUGGUGUACAUUUACCGCUGUUUCAUGGGGAAUUCGUCUUUUGCAAUUUGGUGCUGUACGAAUAUUGAAUAUGGCUUUGUCUUAUGAGGAGCAAAUUUUGAAGGAGAAAAAACAGCUUCACAUGUCAGUGUUUGCACAAUGUAUAUCACCAGAUGGCAAGUACCUACUAGCUGGGAACAACUAUGGGACAAUUGCUGUCUUCAGUAUGCGUUGUGCACUAUCAUCAGAUGCAAAUGAAAACAGCAGGAAACCUAUCUUCACAUUCAAAGCCUUUGAUGGUGCCAUAUUUGCUCUGCAGUCUACUGAAAACUUUUUGAUCUGUGGUGGAAGUGGAGAUAUCAAAGCUUGGAAAUGGAAGGAUAUACAACAGAAGGCACCAAGGGUAGCAUGGUCACUCUCUGUACCACACUCAGCAAAUUUUGGAGCCGUGGAAACCAACGGACUUGCAUAUAAUCGGCAGGACAACACUUUGUAUUCUGGUGGAGGUGACAGUGAAUUGCAUGUGUGGGACUUAGAAUCAGGUACAUGUAAGCAUUCUUAUACAGACCACACGGACUACAUCCAUGCUGUAGCAUUGUUUAAUACAUCAGCACAGGUUGCCUCAGGGUCUGAAGAUGGAACAGUCAGGAUAUGGGAUACUAGGACGUCAGGGGAACCCGUAGCCAUCCUAGAACCAAACAAACAUGAGGAAUGCAUCAAUAAUCCAAAAGAUAAAUGGAUAAGCUGUGUAGCCGUAGAUCCUGCAGAUGACUGGCUGAUCUGUGGUGGUGGACCAUCAUUAAGUCUUUGGCAUUUGAGAUCACUCUCUCCUACCACUAUUUUUGAAGCACCAAAAUGUCAGCCACAUGUAGUUCUUUAUCAUGAUGAUGCUGUAAUAUCAGCAGGGACGUCUCCAAAUAUCUAUCACUGGCAUGUGAAUGGUGAUUCUAAACUUACCACACCUUGUACAGCUAUGGAUGUGUAUAGCGUGGUCAUCAACACAGAGUCAGAGGCUAAUAAGGUACUGUGUGCUUCAGGGGCAAGUUCCAAGAUUGAUGUCUACACAAACUUUGGUUACAAGGCAUUCUCUUUGGACUUCUGCUGAUGAAAACCAUUCCUCACCUCUACCAUCCAUUGUAUCAUCAAGUUAAAAAAUUGCUCAUCAGCACACCGUCAUGCUUUCUGACUGUAGCAUUUUUUCUGGCUUGAGCUUACAUUGAGGUUAUUUUCUAUUAACACUCGUCAAUGGCAAGUUCGAAAAUCACACAUGAGCAUACCAACAUGUUUGCUGAUUGGACCCCCUUUUUUUUCUGGCUUAAACUUGUGAAAUUAUUCUUAUUUUGUCACUGUUGCCAGUUACUCAAACAAAGAGAAACAAAACAGAAUAUCAUUUUACAGGUAUUUGUAAAGAUUAUUGGAAAACAAUGUACUCCCCCUCCCCUAAAACAUUCCUGUUUAUAUGGUCUUUUGUGCAGAUGCCCAUAAUGUGUAUGUUUGAAUGUUUGCCAUAGUAGUCAGCCCAGUAACCCAAAGAUCAUUGGCCCUUGAUCCAGGGAAGUGGGAGUCCCCUGGGUAGUGCUUAUUUUCAUGCUUGAAUACAUCACAUGUAAUCAAAUAUGCAAAUCAACUUUACAAACAGUCACCAAGCUAUGUGCCAUGAGCCAAAUAGUUUUUCUCAAUUAGACAAAAUUCAGAUUACUAUUCAACAAAGUUCAGAUUAAGUCUAAAUUGUUACACAAAACCAAUAGUCCUAGCUUGGGUGGGUAUUCAGACCAUGUGAAGAUUGAUCAAGUAGGUCUUAUUGAUUUAGCCAUAGAAUAAUUAGCUGAGCUGGGAAUUGGACCAACUUGUAUUAAAUCAAGUGGCUCAAUCUCCUGGCAUUGUUGCAUACAAGUAAUACUUACUUUUCCAUUAUGGUAAUUUCCAUGGAUUCCUUAUUUUGACUGCCAAUGCUGGUUACCAUGGUAGUUAGCACAAUAGCAAAGUAUUGUAAUAUCACGUCUUUAUACAAGAGGACCAAGGUAAUGUGUUUAUCACACAGUAAUUUUAGGGGGCUGGUGGGGCAGGGAAUAGCACAAUCAGAUUUUAGAAUCCAAACAUUGGCUUGCACUUGUAUUUAAAAAAGUUUGCUUUAUUUAGCCGGGGGGGGGGGGGGGGGGAGGCAGGAGAUUUCUUAGCCAAAUUGGGGAACGUUUCAUGAAGAGAUUCAUCAAUGAUUCUACCAACAUUUGUUAUAAACUACUGAAAGCCUUGCAUCUGAUUGGCUAAGAGUAGUAUUGUCGAUCAAGAUCACUGAAAAGAUGCUUAAUGAAAAGCUGGGAAGGUGUACUCCAACCUGAACACCCCCCCUCCAACAUCCAUACAGAUUUUUACAUUCAUUACAGACAUGAUUACAAAUUAUAUGGCAAGCGAGGUUUUGUGUGGUUCCAGACAGCACACUGGUGUUCAAAAAGACAUUGGAACUUGCCAGUUAUGUUCGUGUUGUACAUGUUUAUAGAUCUGUGAUUGUGAAGUCAUGGGACUUUGCAUUUUGUAAUAAAGUUUAUAAAUAAGGAAUAAGAACAAGAAGCAGACCCUUUUCUUCUCACAAUGUCCACAUGUAUGUGUGAUUAUGAGGGUGUGUGAGUUUUGCUUUUCUUGGGGAAGGGAGGAAUCUUGAUAGAAAGUGAAAAUUUUAAGCAUAUCACAUAAAAAUAAAUAUAUAAAGAGUGGUGAGAUUGAUAGUUAACAGAUGCAGUAAGGGGUAGUUGAAGAGAGGGAGGGGGAUGGUUUAAUUAAAAGUCUGAUGGGGAAGGGGUGACACAAUGUGAGAGUACUUAGCAUAUAAACAUUCAAGAAAGAUGUGACU
Messenger RNA from Lytechinus pictus (painted urchin), 2831 nucleotides. RefSeq names its product THO complex subunit 6 homolog. NCBI's taxonomy places the organism in Eukaryota, Metazoa, Echinodermata, Echinoidea, Temnopleuroida, Toxopneustidae. Gene Ontology annotation, cellular component: transcription export complex; THO complex. Bases 75 to 1088 code for a protein of 337 amino acids. Gene Ontology annotation, molecular function: protein binding. Gene Ontology annotation, biological process: mRNA export from nucleus. The record is from RefSeq and is a predicted model, not a curated record. The transcript is spliced from 13 exons.